UGUGUUGGAUUAAUCAUUUGAAUAAUAUUUAACUGAGUUCUGCUUCAGCAAUGAGGAAAUUGUGUGUGGAAAUAAUAAAUUCUGGCUGCUGGAUUAUGGAAUAAUACUGUAAGGAAGUUGAAUAGGGAGAAUUUGGAAGAGUAUUUGUACCUGCUUGUUAGAGAUCGCUUGCGUUCUACUCACCUGCCAAAAUGAUGGAGGAAGUGUCUAUUGCUGUGGCCUAUGAUGCCCAUAUUAUUGACCAGAUGUCAGAGGAGGAGAUCCUGGCUAGUCUAGUAGUGGAGACUCUACCAAAACAAGUGGUGCCCUCUAAAAAGCCAAAAUUAAGGGAUAACCAAGUGCAGCCAGAAGACUCACUCGACAGGUACGAGAGAGAAAACCAUAAGCUUCAUGAGACCAGUUUACGCCUGGAGCAGGAGAAUGAUGACCUUGCGCAAAAACUUGUCAUCAGCAAGAUUGCACUGAGGAAUGCUUUAGAUCAGACUGAGGACCAGGUGGAUGAAUUAACCAAGGAGCUUUUGAAAACCAAACAGCUUCUGAUGGUUACAGAGGAGGAGAAAAGGGGAAAGGAGGAGGAGGCUUCACAGCUAAAAGGGAUGUUUAGGAGAGAGCUGGACAAAGCAGAAGCCGAUAUUAAGAGAUCAAACAAUAUCAUUACAGACUACAAGCAGAUUUGCUCUCAACUGAAUGCUAAACUUGAAAACCAGAAAGCUCAAGCUGACAAAGAGCUGGCAGUUUUCAAGAGCAAGAUGUUGGAGUGUGAGCGCUGCCGACACAUCUUUAGCAUGGAUGGAUCGAUUCAGCUGUGCUCUGAGGAUGAAGAUACCUGUGCUCAGGAUGAAGUGAAGGCAUCUCUCAGAGAACAGGUCCAAGAAUUAGAGAGAGAGCUGGCCCAGACCAAGCUACAAAUGGUGGAGUCCAAAUGCAAGAUACAGGAGCUGGAGCACCAAAAUGCACUACUGACGACUGAACUUCAGGCUGCUAAAAACACAUGGCUGAGAAAAACUUUGGGCUCUUUCAAGACAGCUGCCAGCAGCCAUCAGAACUCCUCUCAAACAGAUCCUGCCUGGAGCCCCACUCAUAACCCCCACUCCAGCUGGGUCACCAGAAGGCUCUCCUGGGCCCAUCGAGAAGGGAGCGCAGCCAAAGUAUGAAAAGGUUAAGCAUACUGGUGGAGAAGAAAAGUAUUUAAUAAGAGCUGAAAUGAGUCUCACAAAUGAUGAGAAGGCUUUUCCCUCAAACCAGAGGAUAUUAUAGAUCCGUAUGGUUGUAAACGUUGGGAAUGAGAGGAUUCUCAAAAGAUGGGUGACAAGAGGGAAGCAAUAUCUGCCCCUCCAAAGAUGAGUGCAACAGAUCAGUUGCUUUUAGGGCAAUCUCACAUGAAGACUAUAUGAAGUUUUUGUAUUGCUGCGAGUUUAAGCAUAAUGUUUUACAAAAGUCACACUGCAAAACAUUUUUUCCAGUGAACCUAAAGAUUAUGCCUCAUGUGGUAACAUCUAAAUGAGCUGGUUUCACUAAAUCAACCUAACUACAUUUGGUUACAUCAACAAAAGUAAUUUUAAGGGUUAUAGAUCAGGUACAAACAGCUCUUUAAGGUAACAAUUGCCUUCUAAUGCUUUUUAUGGCCCACUGUUGGUACUGUGCAAUGUGAAUGUAUUUCUUUCAUUAUGUUCUACAACAAAUAAACUUUAUGAAGUAAAG
Molecule: messenger RNA, 1701 nt
Organism: Sinocyclocheilus grahami
Lineage: Eukaryota; Metazoa; Chordata; Actinopteri; Cypriniformes; Cyprinidae
Product: rab GTPase-activating protein 1-like
Exons: 9
Coding region: 192-1154 (320 amino acids)
Source: RefSeq, a predicted model, not a curated record